UUUGCUUCUUGCUUUCGACAACAACAUUCGUUUAAUCGAUCAAAUUGUCGACGACGAUAGACGAAUAAUGAUUAAUUUUUUUAAAAAUUCUGAAAUAACGGGAAGAAAUUCUCUUCUUUUCUUUUCUUCAUUCUCUUCGUUGACGAAGAUCGAACUAAUCGGUUAAUUAAGGAGUUCGAUCAACGAAGAUGGAAUCGGAGUUGCUGCGGUGAAUCGAUCCGAGCGAAGGUGUUACGGGAUCGGUUUUUCUUUUCCGUUCUGUCGGUCUGCGGGGGAGGCCCGGCUGGAGACCGCCCGAGGACGUUGUUUCGUUGAAGUUUACACCGACUUCCGGGGAUACUUGGAGAGAGUUGAAUCGAUGGUGCGCGUUGCGGGAGGGAGUGAGAGGUACCCGCGCGAGAAAACAUCGGUGAAGUUGUAAUAAGAGGAAUUGAAAGACAGUACUCGAGGGUGAAGGAAGAGACGGAAUCCCAAGAGAGCCCGGGAUGACGAUCAAACCGUCGUCCAUGGUGACCGACUAUCUGGUCUUCGUCGGUUGCAUCGUUGCCUCGUUCGUGAUACCGUUAUGGGGGAAGUUUCGUGGCAGGCGGAAGGAGACGACCAAGGCCGAUUACGUGUUCGCAACGGGUACCGUAUCUAUGGGCGCCAUGAUGCUGUCAAUCGCGCGUGGCACGCUUGGCGUCAGAUCCUUUCUAGGUUAUCCGUCGGAGCUGUACUAUAGAGGGAGCGCCAUGUGGGAGGUCAUCUACGGUAUGAUGCUCGCGUAUCCCAUCGUGUGCUUCAUCUUCGUCCCGGUUUACUACAGCCUCGGGAUCACGUCCGUCUAUCAGUAUCUAGAUAUGAGGUUCAAGUCGAAGCUAGUCAGAUGCCUCGCAAGCUUCUCCUACGUGAUACGAAGCCUGCUGAACUUGGCCGUCACGAUAUUCACGCCUUGCGUAGCUCUUAAGGCUGUGAUUGGCUUGCCUUACUGGACCAGUAUAGUUGGUAUUACAUCUAUAUCUGUCGUCUUUUCAAUUAUGGGAGGACUGAAAGCGGCCAUCCUCUCAGACGUUAUACAAGGUUUGACCAUGAUCGGUGUCUCGCUCGUGAUAAUCGUGAGAGGCUCCGCUGAUAUCGGCCCCAGUCAAAUUUUAAACGUGACGUAUGAACGUGGCCGAUUGGAUUUUUUCGAUAUGAAUUUCGAUCCCACACUUAGAGUGACGACUCUGUCGGCAACUCUGGGUCAAUUAUUCAUGAGCCUGUCCAUCUUCGGUUGUCAGCAGAACUUCGUGCAGAGAUAUUGUAGCAUGACUAGCGAGAGGAAAGUGAUCAAGACUAUGUUGGCCAACAUCCCUAUAAUCUUCGUCCUGUUCUCCCUCUCCUGGGUGGUUGGAAUGGUAAUCUUCGCCAACUACGCGGACUGCGACCCCCUGUCGCUGGGAUACAUCUCAAAAUUCGACGAGAUCGUGCCGUUCUACGUGGAAGAUAAAUUCCUCAACUUUCCAGGCUUAUUGGGCCUCGUAAUGGCUACCUUGUUCAACAGCGCCCUCACCAUGGCUAUGUCUAAUCUGAACUCUCUCGCCACGGUCACGUUCGAGGACUUCUUCGGUCAAAUACCCUCGAUGAAGAACUUGAAAGAUAAGCAACAGUUGCACCUGAUCAAGCUGAUCAGCGUUAUCUACGGUAUACUGAUAAUAGGAGUGAGCUUCCUCAUCGCAAUGCUAUCGGGAGUGAUCGAGUCGUCCAUGCUGAUGACGUCGGCCACCUCCGGCCCCCUGCUCGGCGUUUUUCUACUGGCCAUGCUCGUUCCUUGCGCCAACUGGAAGGGUGCCGCGGCCGGGAUGAUCUUCAGCCACGUGACCACUUUAUGGAUCACGUUCGGCCACCUGACGGUCAGCAACAACGUGGAAACGUUACCUCUGUCAACCGAGAACUGUCAGAACGACACGUUCUCCCCUUGGAUCACCAAACCAGCCAGCAUACCUUAUCUCACGGCCAAUAACUCGUACGAAAAUGGACCGUUGCUUAGGAACGGAACUGACGAGGAAAUGGCGGGUAUAGGCCCUAUCGAGUUCUUGUACAGCAUCACGUAUAUGUAUUACGCGUUCAUAGGAAGCAUGUCGACGGUGAUCGUCGGUGUUAUCGUGAGCUUGGUGACAGCCGACCCGAAAGGAGACAUGUACGAGGAGCAUCUCCUUCACCCUCUCGCGGUGAAGAUCUCCAGAUUCUUCCCGGGAAGGCGGAGAUUAUACGCGAGCAGCACGCGGUUGCAGAACGAGCAGAACGGGGCGAACGCGACUUCCUCGUCCUCGGUGACCUCGAUCGCGAAUGGCGUGGAAAAGACUGCCACUCUUCAGGGGGUCGUCGAUGAUGGCGGGAACCUUCGUAUCGACGUCGGUUACAUAGAGAAGCUGAACGCCCUCAAGAACGUCUCGCUCGACGUGACCAACGAGGUCAACAAAGGGACGAGGCUUUGAGGAGGCUCUGAUAUUCUUCGUUCCGAGUAGAGAUCACCGGAGUCUCGAAGAUUUGUCCGAGAACCGAGGCUGAUUCCAAAAUAUUUCAUAUCCGAGUGUCCAACGUUAACUAACUUAUCUGGGUGAUAUUCUUUCUUUUUUAAUUUCGUCGAUCGAGGUCCUAUGUUGGUAGUAUUACAGGCGAUGAUGCUGAAAUGUAAUCUUUUUAGUAAUAGUUUUCAUCGAUUUCGUAUAGAAGUUUUCACGUAUAUCUUUAAUUUUUAUAUUCAGAAUUGGCGAGCGAGCGAUUUUACAGGGUAGACGGUAGUACAAAGUCGUAGGCUUCGCUGAGCCACGCGUUGAGACGCAUACGCGUGAUUACUUGGCCUUACCACCGUACACUUAAUCAGAGUAAUUAUGUUAAGUAGAGAUUCCAAGAAGAAUUAGUGUCUCGGUAUCGAGAACUGAAAUCCGGUUCAUGCGAACGAGUCAGCUUUCUGUAAUUGCAGAUUAAAAACGAUGGCAUUUAUCAGUGCACGUAGAACUGCAGCUACUUUGUUGAUUCGAUUGUCUCAUCGUGUCUCAUCAUGUCUCAUCAUGUCUCUCCUUAUCUUAGAGAUUAUCUUGAUUGUUUCACAUUGUUUUUCGACUGACGAGUUUCACUUUGAUUCACGCGAACUUCGUACAUUUAAUGUAGUUCCAUGUAAAAAUAUAUAUAUAUAUAUGUAAUACUUCGUGGAAACAGCCAGUCAUUUGCGAAUUUCGAUUCGCAAAUUUGCCACAAGAACUCUGUACGUUAUACGUACACACGCAUGUAAUACUCAUUGUCUCAAGUCAGGAACGGAAUCGUGGAUUGUUUGUGAUAUUCGUUUAGAAAAUUCGAUUAUAUUUGGACGAAAAUUUAAGACGUAAUCAAGAUUUUAAAAGAAUUUAGACAAAUUUUGAUUCAAUCUGUAAAUACCGCGAUGAAUAUCUUUUUGUACAUAUCAAUUUUCAUUUUUGUUUUAAUUUUUAUUUUUAAAUUUUCUAUUCCUAUUUCGUCGAAAUAUAUUAUGUAACAAUAAUACGAGAAAUGUUCCUUAUUCGCGUUUGAUUAUAGACGAGGGAAAGUGAUCUUUGACAUUUGAUAUAGAAACGCUUUCACCGGUGGCUUUCGUCUCUCCGAUUCCGUUCCUGCAUUAGUUUGUAACGAAAGUAUUGAAUCGUGAUAAGAUUGUGAGAUAUCAAGCGGAUGUUAAUGCGUCCGUUGCGCAAGAUUUCUUAAAGGUAUGAGUUUACGUUUUGCGACAAGUAUGAUUCACUAUGCAAAUGAAAGAGGCGUGUGAUGACAGAGCGCGAGUACUAUUCGCGUAAAUUGUACAUUGAGUGUGCCUCCGUUACUCGCGGAGCUUCGUCUCUACGUUAUUGUAAGUUUUAUAUGUCAUAGAUUACGUUAUUUUUGUAACAUAUAGAUAUAACAAAUAUAAUUGCGUUAGAUAUAUGUAUAUCAAGUAUCGAAUAGAUCUGUACGAAAUAUUGUGAA
This is a messenger RNA of Apis laboriosa (Himalayan honeybee), 3957 nucleotides long. Its product is annotated as sodium-coupled monocarboxylate transporter 1. Gene Ontology annotation, biological process: sodium ion transport; transmembrane transport. Bases 486 to 2456 code for a protein of 656 amino acids. The transcript has 6 exons. Gene Ontology annotation, molecular function: symporter activity. Lineage: Eukaryota; Metazoa; Arthropoda; Insecta; Hymenoptera; Apidae. The record is from RefSeq and is a predicted model, not a curated record. Gene Ontology annotation, cellular component: membrane.